Messenger RNA from Manacus vitellinus (golden-collared manakin), 3072 nucleotides. It is a transcript of the gene SYNPO, whose product is annotated as synaptopodin. Gene Ontology annotation, cellular component: stress fiber; actin cytoskeleton; nucleus. Gene Ontology annotation, molecular function: actin binding. NCBI's taxonomy places the organism in Eukaryota, Metazoa, Chordata, Aves, Passeriformes, Pipridae. The record is from RefSeq and is a predicted model, not a curated record. Gene Ontology annotation, biological process: spine apparatus assembly; modification of dendritic spine; positive regulation of actin filament bundle assembly.
AUGGCCGAGGGGGACGCUGAGGGGGACACUGGCUGUUGGCAGGAGAGGGGGAGCAGAGGGGAGCAGAGAUGCCAUCAGCUCCAAAGUAUUUCUGCUUCAAAGCCAGGGGAGCAGCAGAGAUGGACUGGACUGCUGGGAGGCAAAUCAAGUGGGAGCUUCCAGAGGGAGCUGAGGGAGCUGAGGGAGCUCAAUGGGGAUGCACCACAUCCCACACUGGAGGGCAGCAGCCUGGCCUCAGCGGAAAAGCCUGCAGCCCCCUGCAAGUGCCCUGGCUCUGCCCCAGAGCUGCCCCCCACAGCAGACAGCCCCACAGCCAGCCCCAGCCAGGAGUGGAAAGUGGUAAAGAUCCAACGGGUCCUCAUCAAUCCUGACACUGAGCCAAGGAAAGCAGGUCUCUCCCGCAGCGCCAGCCUCUCAGAGAAGGAGCUGAAGGAGGCAAAGGCGCGGAGCCAGAGGAUCGCGGCGCAGCUCACCACGGCGCCCGGCCCCAGCUCCAAGGGCGUCCUGCUCUUCCACCGCCGCAGGCAGCGCGUCGACGGGCUCACGGGGGCUGGGAAUGGCGGGGGGCUGCUGCUGAGCCCUGCGCCCCAGCCCCGGCAAGCGGCCAUGGAGGAGGGCGAGGGGCAGGGGAUGAAGGCGGAGCCUGACCAGCCCGGCAACCCGGGAGAGAGGAUGCGGACAAACGCACCCCCGUGCCAGGAGCCGCCUGCUGAAGCCCAGCAGGUCCCACUCAGCGUCUACCUGAAGGAGAACAUGGCACCAGCCACCACCAAUGGCGUGCAGGAGCAGGCGGCCAGUGGGAUGGAGAGAGGGAUGGAGGGUCUCGGGGAUGCAGGAGCCCCUGCGGGGCUAAGCAUGGCACCUGUUGCCCUGCCACAGCACGCUGGGGAGGGGAAAAACAUUGACGUGCCCAGUGAGGUGCCCGGUGAGGUGCCCGGUGAGGUGCCCAGUGCGCCAGCGGGGACAGCCACAGGGAUGGCAUCCCCAGGUGGCCAGCAGCAGAACGGGGUGCAGGGCCGGCAGUACUACGAGGUCCAUCUCACCCUGGCCAAGCCCAAGCCUGUGAAGAACCGGACAGCCAGACCCUUCGGCACCCAGGCGUCCCCCACCAGCAGCCAGCCAGCGGAGGAACCCCCUGCCCCAGAGCUGCCCCCACCGCCCACCUACGCGGAGACCCUCAGCAGCCCCCCACCGCUCACCCGUGUCCGCUCCCCCCCUGCCUACUCAGCCCUGUACCCCUCUCAGGAGCAGAAGAUGCUGCCAGGUCCCCUCCUGGGCUGUGGGGUGAGUGGACCAAACCCCUUGCCCAAAACAGGGAUCCUGGAGGAGUCGGCUGCCCGGAGAGGAAGCAGAAAGUCCAUGUUCACCUUUGUGGAGAAGCCAAAACUGGGCCCCAAUCCUGACCUGCUGGACCUGGUUCAGAGUGCAGACAGCAGGAAGAAGCAGAAAGAUCAGGGAGAGCCCAGUGCAGAGGAUGAGCCCUUCGUCCUUGGGGCUGAAGCUGCCAACUUUGUCCCCAACAGUGCAUCCAGGAGUGGGCACCACCUCCCGCCAGCUGAGGAUGCUCCGGCAUGGUCCUCCUGCCUCAAGUCUCCCACCAUCCAGCCCAAGCAGAAGCCGCAGCCCAGCCACAUCCUCAGUGAAGCGAGAGGGAAGGGGGCUGAGCUCUUUGCCCGCCGGCAGUCCAGGAUGGAGAAGUUUAUCAUCGAGGCUCCCUCCCAGCCUGAGCUGCUGCGGUGCCCAUCGCCCACCAUGUCUCUGCCUCCCUCCUGGAAAUAUGACAACAAUGCUUACCUGUCACCCAUGGUCUCCAGACGCCCCUCCAAGAGUCCCUCCAGGCCCUCCAAAACCCCCCCUGCAUCUCUGUAUGGCAACAACCUGAUGGAGAAUGAGGUCUCCCAGAAGGAGCUGGAGAUCUCCAAGCACCAACCCUACCAGCUCCAGUCCUCUCUCUUCAUCCUCUCCCCAUCUAAGGGGCCGUCAAGGUCCAUGCCCCAAGAGAUGCCUCCACCCAGACCCUCUCUUCCAGACGCCUACCCCUACCCCCAGCAAGCCUCCUGCCCGACCUCUCCAUUGCCUCCUUCCCCUGUUUGGCAUCCCCCUGUCGUGCCCAGUGCUGGCCAGACCACCUCCAGCCCCUUCCCUGGCACUGCCGGGGCUCUGCCCCUGGCUCACGAGAGCCGUGCCAGUCCCGGAGCCCCGGCUGAGGUGCUCCUGGCCUCCCCAUGCCGCCUGCUGCCGCCCCGGGGGAAGGCAGGCUUCCAGGCACCCCGGCCCUCCUACUCCACCAGGAAUGCCGGCAUCGAGCCCCAGGACAGGCGGUCGUCCCUCCCUGCAUCGCCCACUUGGACGCCCCGGCUGGCACGGCGCCCGGGCAGCCUGGACGGCUGGGCCAGCCCGGCCUCGGUGCCCGAACUGGAUGAGGGACCUCCCAUGUCACCUCCAUGGAGCGAGAGGUCCCUGUCCCCGCUGCGGCAGGACGCGGACCCCCGGGCCAGCCGGCAGAUGCAAGCGCGGCUCGCCAGGAACAUCAUCAACGCUGCCCGCAGGAAGAGCUCCUCUCCCAAAGCCGUGGGGCUGGAGGGCUCCCGGCCCUUCACCCCCAUCUCCGGCCCCCCCAGCCUGCCCCAGUCCCCCCGGCUGGGGCCCAAGCGCCGCACUGCAGGCUGCCAGCAGCGUGCUGGGGAGCCUGGCAGCCCUCGCCCACCCACAAAAGCCCCUUGCGAUCGCCCCGGGCAGGCAGCCCCAGUCUGUGCCUCCCCCGGCAUGCCCCGAGCCGCCUGGGCAGAGGGUCGCCGGCUCCUGCUACCACCCAGCACGUCCUCCUGCCCCGUCUCCAGGCUGUCCCCCAUCCCCAAGAGCCCCCUGCCAUCCCCCGUGGUGGGCGGGCGAUGCCCAGCCAAGCGCUGCACCUCCCGGUCCCCGACAGACUCGGACGUCUCCCUCGACUCCGAAGACUCGGGGACCAAGAGCCCGGGAAUCCACAGCUUCAACCUCUGUCCCCGGGGCUGGACCGGCAGCCUGCGGCUGAAGACGGGGGGUCUGCCCUCGGGGGCCCCUUGCACCUCCUAG